Acanthoscelides obtectus is the source of this 1088-nucleotide messenger RNA. The record is from the annotation of a GenBank genome assembly. NCBI's taxonomy places the organism in Eukaryota, Metazoa, Arthropoda, Insecta, Coleoptera, Chrysomelidae.
AGCUUAGACCUCCAGUAAUGCCAUCUCAGAAGCAGAUUUAACCCAUUAACGCCCGCUGUACUCAAUCGAGUACACUCGUGUUUGUUCCUACCAGAGCCAUCUCCGAGUCAACCACAGAAGUACUGCCUUUUAUAAACAUUUGUAGAUGGUACAUGCGACAGGGCGCAAGAGUCAUUUUUCAUAAAUUCUGUGAGUGUGUCGUUGUUUACAGUAAUAGAAGUUAUUGCUUAUUUGAUCUAAGAGCCAUCUCCGAGUCAACCACAGAAGUACUGCCUUUUAUAAACAUUUGUAGAUGGUACAUGCGACAGGGCGCAAGAGUCAUUUUUCAUAAAUUCUGUGAGUGUGUCGUUGUUUACAGUAAUAGAAGUUAUUGCUUAUUUGAUCUAAGAUCUGUAUAUACCGUUUUUUGAUGAUCCUGUUAAAACAUACGAGUAUUACAAUUUUCUGCCUGAUGCUCGAGAUGAUUUAAAAGAUAACGAUGAUGUUGUGGUCUUGCUUACAGACGCGCGUUAUUUGACUGACGAGGAGAAAUUGGACGAAAAGCAACCGUUGGCAAAUGGAAUGCCACAAGAUGUUUCUGGUCGUUUAUAGCUGUUUCGCCAAAGUCCACCUAAUGACGAGUUCUGAAGCAGCGACGAAGAGCAUUUGAGUGAAGUGCGAACACGUAUACAAAUACCUAAAUGACUUGGACUGGGAGAAAUGCAAUCCUGAAUAUUCCAUUUGGUCUGAGCCGCCACCAUUAUGCGAAAUGCCAAUAGGGAUAAACUAGUGGAAGAGAUAAAGGAUUUAAAUCCAGUACAACUAUUUGAACUUUUCUUUGAUGAUACGGUUUUGCGGAAUAUUGUCGCUCAGUCCAUGUUAUAUGCAUCUCAAAAUACUCGACACCAAAGAAGAAAUUAAAUCCUUCAUAAAUUCGGACAUUUUCCUGCGAAGCUAGAGAAUCAAUUACGAUGUACAGUAUGCCAUUCAAGGGUUCGUCAACACUACGUAUGGAACGUGCCUGCUUGAAGUUACAUCAUACAAAAUAAACGGUUUCGCCCAUUGUACUCAAAUGAGUACAGAUAUUUUUUUGGUAAAAAUAAUAAAAU